Stylonychia lemnae is the source of this 816-nucleotide messenger RNA. The record is from the annotation of a GenBank genome assembly. Lineage: Eukaryota; Ciliophora; Spirotrichea; Sporadotrichida; Oxytrichidae.
AUGGAAGAAAGUAACAAAGAAGAGGUAAAAUAAAUGGCUGAAGAAAAUACCAACUCUCAGCAGCUAAUUGACGAUACUUAUGCUACAAUCGUAAAGGAGUACAAGACAUCAAAGAUGCUACCUUGGAGGGUGUUUGUUGAGACUCCAAGCUUCAUGAAACUAGUUGGCUAGCUUACUAAUGAAGAUAUUAUUGACCUUGCCUGUGGUGAAGGUUUCUAUACCCGAAAAAUGCAAGAGCUCACUACAGGAAAAGUCUUUGGCUUCGACUACUGUGAGAAUUUCAUAAAGAUGGCUAAGUGGUAGCUGAAUGGAAAAGGUCAUAUCGAGUACAUGCAUGUUGACUGUUCUCUUCCAAUAGUUGAUAUUCCAUAGCAAUUCGACUUGGUUACUCCCACUUUCCUUUUAUAAAAUGCUGUGAAUGAGGAAAGAUUCGAGUAGAUGGUGAAAAAUAUUUGGAAUUUAUGCAAACCAGGCGGAAGAGUCUGCGGUUUAAAUGCCAGCCCUUUCCUUACAAGAGAGAAUUUUAAUAAAGCUGCUGACUACUGUGUUACAUUCUCAACGGAUUCAGACUCCUACUUUGAGAAGAAUGCCACUGAGUAUGCUGUUACAUAUACGGACUUGAAUAUUACUCUGGUGCUUUAUUGGUACUCACCAUCUCACUAUGAGAAAACGUUCGAAAAGUUGGGCUUCAAAAACUUUAGAUGGAUAGAGUUGGAGCCAUUUGCGGAUGCAGACAGCUAUGAGUAUUGGAAGACCUUCUCUACAGACAACUUCAUGAUAAUGUAUGAAGCCAUAAAACCUUCUGAUCUAAACUGA